CCGGAGAGACAAUCUGCAGCCCCCUGGGUCUGUGCAGUGACCAGCCAGUCCCCUGAGAACUUUCCCCUCCAGCACCUGGGAAAAUGAGGCUUUGGCUCCAUGUAGUGUUCCUUGCAGUGGCUUUGGAAGGUGUCCGGUCCCAGGCACUGGUGGAGUCCGGAGGGGAUGUGAAAAAGCCCGGAGACUCUCUCCACCUCUCCUGCAAAGCCUCCGGGUUCAAAGUUGGGGACUACGGGAUGCACUGGGUCCGGCAGGCUCCCGGGAAGGGGCUGGAGUGGGUCUCACGCAUUUAUUGGGAUGUAUGGAACCACUAUUAUUACGCAGACUCGGUGAAAGGCCGAUUCACCAUCUCCAGGGACGAUUCCAACAACCGGCUGCAUUUGGACAUAACCGGCCUGAAGUCCGAGGACACCGCCCGGUAUCACUGUCAGCGGCCCCAGGAGCCCAGCCCCAACUUCCAACAGGGGCCAUCGCCCUGCUCGGUCAGUGAGGACCUUCCAGCCUCCCCCGGGCAGGAGGUGGAGGAUCCCUCUGCCAGCCCCAGCAGCUCGGGCCGCUCCCCAUCCGACAGCAGCAGCGCCUGCGACUCGCACAGCGGCCUGGCCGACGGACGCUUCUGCUUCGCUCCAGGGUCCGCCAGGGACUCCGAGGACGACGAGGAGCAAGAAGAACGGGUAGACUUGGUAACAGAGGAGGCUGCUCUCAUGAACAUCCGAGAGCAGCUCCAUGCCCGAGAAAAGGACGAGGCGCAGCAGCUCGAGUUCCUGCACGCACUCUACGCCGCGUGCCUCGCUGCCCAGCAGAGAGGGGAGGACACAUUGGAGCCACACUGCUCGAAGGCGGCUGUGGCGGAGAGGAUUGUGGAGCUCAUUGAGGAGCUUCCUCCUAACUCUCCACUCGGCGCCGUCCUGGCCAACUCCCUCAUUGCUGUGGCCAACCUCAGGUACCGAGACCCUCCCGCCUGGUUCCCCUAA
Messenger RNA from Trachemys scripta elegans, 974 nucleotides. RefSeq names its product immunoglobulin alpha-2 heavy chain-like. Bases 84 to 974 code for a protein of 296 amino acids. Gene Ontology annotation, cellular component: external side of plasma membrane; blood microparticle; immunoglobulin complex, circulating. Gene Ontology annotation, molecular function: antigen binding; immunoglobulin receptor binding. NCBI's taxonomy places the organism in Eukaryota, Metazoa, Chordata, Testudines, Emydidae. The record is from RefSeq and is a predicted model, not a curated record. Gene Ontology annotation, biological process: complement activation, classical pathway; phagocytosis, engulfment; positive regulation of B cell activation. The transcript is spliced from 6 exons.